Molecule: messenger RNA, 2025 nt
Organism: Sporothrix brasiliensis 5110
Lineage: Eukaryota; Fungi; Ascomycota; Sordariomycetes; Ophiostomatales; Ophiostomataceae
Product: tRNA (uracil-5-)-methyltransferase
Exons: 1
Coding region: 1-2025 (674 amino acids)
Biological process (GO): tRNA processing
Molecular function (GO): tRNA (uracil(54)-C5)-methyltransferase activity, S-adenosyl methionine-dependent
Source: RefSeq, a predicted model, not a curated record
AUGGCGGAACCUGCCAGCAUCCAGGUACCGCCCACUUUGCAGCCACAUGUGGCAACCCCUGCAAAGUCAACCGCUGCAAAACGGCCGCACCCUGACAGCAGCCCACUCCAGGCUGGUCGUGAGCUCCCGGCGCAAAGCGGUAGCAAUGGUGACAACAGUGGAAACAAUGCCAAUGGAGGUGCCGGUGGUGCCAACAAAAGCAGGAAGCAGCAACAGCAGCGGCCACCCAAGAAGAAGCUCAAGGGCAGCAAGCGGCUGAAGGCCGUAACAGACGGCUCGUCUGAGGAGGUGCUUCUGGCGGACGUGCGGGACUUGCAGAGGGCAUUGAAACACCGGCAGGACCGCGAGAAGAGGGACGCCGAGCCAGUUCUCUUCCACGGAGCGCACGGCGAAGAGGUCAAGGCCACAGCCGCUGAAACCACGGAUGAAAUCAAAAUCACGGAAGAGGACGGCGGCGAAGUUCCCGAAGAGGAGCUGCCCGAGCCCGGCUCGGUGAUCGAGCUCGACAUUGUCGGCCUGUCAUCGACGGGUGAGGGUCUGGCCGUCCAGCGCAAACUGCACGAGCUCAGCGACGGGCCUCUGCUGCGGCGGCGGAGGCGCAUCUAUGUCGUGUCCUUUUCGGUGCCGGGCGACAUUGUGCGUGCCAAGGUGUACCGCCACCUGCCACAGCCCAGGGCCGGAUCGGGUGAGGACGAGCUGCCACCGACAUACUCGGUGGCCGAUUUCCUAGAGGUGAUCAGGCCGUCGCCCGAGCUGCGCGAUCCACAGGGCGACAGCAACCGGGUGCGCUGUCAAUACUUUGGCCGCUGCUCGGGCUGCCAGUACCAGAUGCUCGACUACGGCGAGCAGUUGCACAUCAAGCGCCGCGUGGUCGAGCGUGCCUACCGCCACUUUUCCCAGCUGCCGCCCGAGCGUGUUCCUGCUGUCCUCGACACCAUGCCAAGCCCGCUCCAGUACGGCUACCGCACAAAACUGACGCCGCACUUUGACGGCCCGCCGGGAUUCCGGCGGAAGAACAAAGCCGCACACCGACUGACAGCGGUCCCCGAGAUUGGAUUUAUGGCGAAGGCGGGUGCAGGUGGUGCGCGCGCGACGCUGGACAUUGAGAGCUGCCCCAUUGGCACGCCGGCUGUGGGCAAGGGCAUGGCGCGGGAGCGCGCACGCGUGGCCCACGACUUUGCCAACUACUCCAAAGGCGCCACGAUCCUGCUGCGCGAAAACACCGUGCGGUGUCCCAAGGGCAGCGAGAUGAGCGAGGAGCAGAAAAAGGUGGCAGACGAUGCCGACACCGUGACCGUCGAGACCGAGGCGCACACGGACUUCAAGACGUGCAUCACCGACAACAACGCCACGUCCACCGAGUACAUUGACGACUACAUCUUUACGAACCCGGCCGGCAGCUUCUUCCAGAACAACAACUCGAUCCUGCCGCCACUGACCGCCUACGUGCGCGAGAACGUGGUGCGUCCCAAGGAUGCGCACAAGGGCAAGGAGCUGCGCUACCUCAUCGACGCCUACUCCGGCUCGGGCCUCUUCACCAUCACGCUGGCGUCGACGCUACCCGGUGGCUCCAUCGGCAUCGACAUUGCCGAACAGUCCAUUUCGUAUGCGCGCACCAACGCGCAACUCAACCACCUGCCGCCCGAGCGCUGCAAGUUCUUGGCGGCCGACGCGGCGCAGCUGUUCCAGAGCGUCAUCGAGUACGACCCGGACGAGACGGUCGUGGUGCUGGACCCUCCGCGCAAGGGCUGCGACGGACCGUUUUUGCGGCAGCUGCUGGCCUUUGCGCCGGCACGCAUCGUGUAUGUCAGCUGCAACGUGCACACGCAGGCGCGCGAUGUGGGCAUGCUGGUGCAGGGCCACGUGGACUUUGGCGACGGCGCCAACGACAAGGCCCCAGUCGAGACCAGGGACGGCAAGGCCCCGGCGCGUUACGAGAUUGAGAGCCUGCGCGGUUUCGAUUUCUUCCCGCAGACGGCACACGUUGAGGGCAUUGCGGUUCUCAACCGUGUUGAUCUGGCGUAG